AUGGAACGAGUUGCCAUAAUCCGUGCAAAAGACACGGCGGCGAAGAAACAAUCGUCUGGAACCGAGGGAAUCGAGUGGUACCGGAAAAUAAUCACAUGUCUUGGCGAUAAAUAUACGGGAGAACGGCUGAAACAGAAAUUGUCACGGCAAUUCGCAGAGUUAUUGAUUCGCGCGACGGUUCCCAUUGAGGAGAAGUCGAUGAGUGAGGCGAUGCAGACGAAGGCGAUGAAUAUGAAACUAUACCACGGCUCGCACAAGACAUUUUUCACUCCGAAAUCAAAAAUCGAAGAGAUUAUUCUUCUUCUAUUGAUAAAUGAAGUGUUGUCGACGAGAGACGUCAUACUGUCACGGGCCGAUGAUUUGUCGAAUUCAAGGACUCUUUCACUACAGAAUGCGAAGUCAUCGUUCAAUUUAUUGACACUGGUGCUCUCAACAAUCAAUCAAUAUCAACUUCUGGCACAAAUCUACGAACGAGCGAUGAAAUUUGCAAAUAACGACUCGUUUUUGUGGCAACAAUUCGCUCUCUCCGCCAUUUGCUGUGGCCGUUUCUCUCGCGCCAUUCGAGUUUUCGAGCAAUCGAUUCUCGCGUCGACGAUCGCUUCUGAAUCCCUGAAUUCUACAAAAUCAGAUGACGUCACGACGUCAUCUUCAACGUCUUCAUCAGCGAAUUCCACGCCGAGGCGCCAGAAUCCGCGUCCGACGUCACCUGAUUCCGAUAUGUUCUCCGCGUUGAAACUGACGAAUAAUCCGUCGUGCGCCCUGUCGGUUAUCAGUGAAUAUAUGAUGAUAUCGCAGGUUUUGAUUGAGAGAUUCGGAAAUUAUGAACCAGCUAUCGAAUACUCGGCAAAAGCGAUCGAACUAUGCGCCAAAGAGGGACAACUCUCGUUUCUGAAGGCACGGUGUCAAUUGUUGCAUGCGAUCGCUUAUGGAUUCCGAGCCGCCGAAGAGCCGUCGUGGGACCUGAAAAAGGGACAACUCGCAAAAACGGUCCAAUUAAUCGAAGAAUGCGUCGGACACGAUCCCCACGACUACCUGUCGCUCUACUAUGCGGCAUACUUUCAUGCGAUUUCCAGAGAUUUGGAAUCUGCGAAAGAUCGAUGCUCGAGGAGUUUGGCACUGAAUGGAGAUCAACCCGGUGCUAUUAUGCUCUUGGCGCUGAUUUUUACGGCUUAUGGGGAUUUGAAAGGCGCCCUCGAGCUCGUCAUCAACGCUCUCACCGAAUUCGAGCACAACUACGGUCUCAUGGUGCUCCGCCUCCAUAUAGAAACGAAAUUCGGACGAAUCGAAGAAUCUCUCGAUACAUGUACUCAUCUUCUCGAUUUCUGGAAAGAAACAACCGGUUCAACAACAAUUGGCUCGCCGAGUCAAUCGUCGGAACGGCGGCAUCAGAAGCCGGCGCGGCACCCGUCAACCGCUUCAGAUUCUGUGAAUAACGGAAUCGGCGACGCUUGGUCGAAAUUCCGAACUCAAGCGGACGUCUGGAUGUGUCUGGCGGAGUUAUAUAUAGCCGAAGGACGACACGCCGAUUUGACGAAAGUUAUUGAGCAGGCGAUAACAAUGUUUCCGAGUUCACCGCAGGCGCUUUAUUUGAAGGGUCGCCUCCUCGUCUCUCGCUCUCAAAAGCUGUCCGACGACUCGCUGAGCUCCAGAAUCCGUGGAGAAGCCAAAUCGGCGUAUCUCUCCGCAUUGGCACUGGCUCCCGGUCAUUUUCCAUCAAUGUCAGCACUCGCGAAGUUAUACGAAGAGGAAGGAAAUCAGAAGAUGGCGGAGCACAUGUUGAGAGAAAUGGUGCGUGUCGAUCCGUUGAAUUGUGAAUGGUGGCAACAACUCGGCUGUUCACUGAUGAAACGUGGCGAUUCUGAACGGGCGACCGAAUGUUUGACCGCCGCCUCUCAAUUGGACCGUUCGACGCCUCUCUUGCCGUUUUCUGUCGUUCCGAUGGUGUUUCCCGCUAAUUUUCGAUGA
Caenorhabditis remanei is the source of this 1965-nucleotide messenger RNA. RefSeq lists its product as uncharacterized. Gene Ontology annotation, cellular component: plasma membrane. Lineage: Eukaryota; Metazoa; Nematoda; Chromadorea; Rhabditida; Rhabditidae. The record is from RefSeq and is a predicted model, not a curated record. The coding region runs from base 1 to 1965 and encodes 654 amino acids. The transcript is spliced from 10 exons. Gene Ontology annotation, molecular function: protein binding. Gene Ontology annotation, biological process: protein localization to plasma membrane; phosphatidylinositol phosphate biosynthetic process.